This is a messenger RNA of Phoenix dactylifera (date palm), 444 nucleotides long. The record is from RefSeq and is a predicted model, not a curated record. Lineage: Eukaryota; Viridiplantae; Streptophyta; Magnoliopsida; Arecales; Arecaceae.
AUGGGGAAUGUUGGUCGGCCGGCGGCGACUCCGCUGGCUAUCAGGUCCGGUCACAUUGAGCCCAACAGGGCACUCGAUCCUGGUCUUGUCUGUGAUGCUAGCAUCGACGAUUAUGUGAGAUUCUUAUGUGCCAUGAAAUAUAUCAGCAAGCAGAUAAAGAUGAUCACCAAGAUCUAUUCUUUCGAUUGCUCGCAUGCAUCUCUAGAUCUUAAUUAUCCAUCAUUUAUUGCAUUCUUCAAUCGUAACAAGACUGUUGCUAGCGAUAAGGUUGUCCGAGAGUUCCAAAGGAUGGUGACGGAUGUGGCACAUGCGAUGGUGAGUUACAACGCCAAGGUGGUGGCUAUGAAGGGGUUUGCAAUCAGGGUCAUGCAGGAGAAGUUAGUUUUUCACGAGAAGUAUGAGAAGAAAAGUUUCGCUCUCAUUCUGGUGGGCGAGGAGCCAUAA